AUGCGUGCGCAUAAAUUUUGUGAUGUUGUUGAAAUAACAUUACAUUCAAAUGAAAUAUGUGAACAUUUUCAAAGAGAUGCCAUUUGGCUUCCGAAAAUUUGGGUAUAUUGGUAUAAGAAGAAGGUUAUCGCCGGACUUGUUGUGUUAGCCAAUAACGUUACAUCUUUGGUGCAAUCAAUAGUAGCUGUCUCCGAUGAUCAAUUUAACGGUAAUCGAUAG
Molecule: messenger RNA, 219 nt
Organism: Necator americanus (New World hookworm)
Lineage: Eukaryota; Metazoa; Nematoda; Chromadorea; Rhabditida; Ancylostomatidae
Exons: 2
Coding region: 1-219 (72 amino acids)
Source: RefSeq, a predicted model, not a curated record